AUGCCAAUUCAAAAUAUUAAAUCAAAUGCAUUAAUUUGUAUAGGAUUAAUUAUAGGCAUUGUCGUAACAAUUUCAAGAAAAUCAAUAAAAAAUUGGUAUAGUAAUAAUAACAAUAACGAAAAGGGAUUUAUAAAAAAAAGGAAUCAAACUGACAAAAGGAUACUGCGGCAGCAUAUUAGCAAAGAAAAUGAAGAAGAAAUAGUGGAAGGUUUAGAAGGUUUAAUUGGUAAUACACCUUUGAUGAAGAUUAAAAGUCUGAGUAAAGCUACUGGUUGUGAAAUCUUGGGAAAAGCUGAGUUUCUUAAUCCAGGAGGCAGCCCAAAAGAUCGGGUAGCAUUAAAUAUGAUUAAAAUUGCAGAAGAAAAAGGAUUAAUUAAACCAAAUACAGGAUGUACAAUAUUUGAAGGAACAUCAGGUUCAACAGGAAUAUCUAUUGCAAUGAUUUCACGUGCAAAAGGAUAUAAUGCAUGGAUUAUUGUUCCAGAUGAUCAAGCUGAAGAAAAAUACCAAUUAUUAGAAAAGUUGGGUGCAACUGUUGAAAAAGUUAGACCUGUUAGUAUUAUUGAUAAAAACCAUUUUGUUAAUUUGGCAAAAAGUCGAGCCCAGGAAUUUGGAAAAUCAAAUCAUAAUGAUGCUAAUGAUAACAAUGAAGAUAAUCCAACUGGAUAUUUUGCUGAUCAAUUUGAGAAUAUGGCUAAUUUUCAAGCUCAUUAUGAAACCACAGGACCUGAAUUAUAUAGACAAACAAAUGGAAAUAUUGAUGCAAUUGUUGCUGGUGCUGGUACUGGAGGAACAAUUGCAGGAAUUUCAAGUUAUCUUAAACAAUUAAUACCCAAUUUAAAAGUUCUUCUUGUUGAUCCACCAGGUUCAGGAUUAUAUCAUAAGGUUAAACAUAAUGUAAUGUAUUCAUCUUAUGAAGCAGAGGGUACACGUCGUAGGCAUCAGGUUGAUACAAUAGUUGAAGGUGUUGGAUUAAAUCGUAUGACUCAAAAUUUUAAUAUGGCACAUGGUUUGAUAGAUGAUGCUAUUCAAGUUACUGAUGAAGAAGCUGUAUUGAUGGCAAGGUACUUGGUUAAAGAAGAAGGUUUAUUUGUUGGAAGUUCAUCAGCAAUUAAUUGUGUUGGAUGUGUACGUGUAGCUAGAAAACUAGGUCCAGGGCAUAGAAUUGUAACAAUUUUAUGUGAUUCAGGUCAACGGCAUUUAACUAAAUUUUGGUAA
This is a messenger RNA of Entrophospora sp. SA101, 1218 nucleotides long. Lineage: Eukaryota; Fungi; Glomeromycota; Glomeromycetes; Entrophosporales; Entrophosporaceae. The record is from the annotation of a GenBank genome assembly.